GAAAAAGAAGAGAACCAGAUCACCGAGCGAAUUUGGAAUUUGUAAAUGAAAAUCGCGGUCACGUGGCACCCGUUCCCGUUUCCAUAAUGAACCACGCUAACAGUUUUUCGCUUAAUGCUCCAUAUAAGAAAUUCUCCUCCGUCUGUGAAUCCUCCAUUCUCUACUGACAAUGUCACAAUCGACAAGGGAAGCCCGACUUCCUUGCCAUAUCUGAAGGAACGGAUCAUGAUGCAAGCCGCCUCUCAUGACACCGUUCUUGGGAUACUGCUAAGUAUCAGGCCAAGUGUCGUCUUUGCCUCUCCAUGGCAAAGCCAAGGACAAUCCGCCUGGGCCAAGACUGGCCAACUCUUUCCUUUUUUGUAUGAACUCAAAACCACAUAUUGCCUACCUCUUAUCCUUUUCAUGGACAUGAGCGUCACUUAUUUAAAUAUCGUUCGUGGAAUAAAGAACAAAGGGCCUAGACAGCCCGUCCCAUCCACCCUGUUGGCGUAGACCAGUGCGCCAGGAGGACUAAUCAGGACAAACAAACUAUCCAAUAGCAUAUAUAUUCUGUAUUAUAAAUUACUCGGCAUGAUCAUCACAUACAUUUCUCGUCCAGAAACUGGCACUGCCUGCAACCCUUUCCCCCCGGUCCGUUACGUACUCGUCCUCCAAUAUAUGCUGGCGAGAAGCAUAUUCAAAAUGCUACUCUGGUCAUUCGAAG
Pseudogymnoascus destructans is the source of this 703-nucleotide messenger RNA. RefSeq lists its product as uncharacterized. NCBI's taxonomy places the organism in Eukaryota, Fungi, Ascomycota, Leotiomycetes, Thelebolales, Thelebolaceae. Bases 115 to 492 code for a protein of 125 amino acids. The record is from RefSeq and is a predicted model, not a curated record. The transcript has a single exon.